GAGCGCGUCGCAUCUUUGGGAAUUUCGAUUGAAUUAUAAAUAAUAAUAAAAAUCCAACUUCCUGACUUUUACGCAUCAGUCGGGUUUAUUUUAAGAGUAUCUUCUUUUAAUAAUUGAACUGUCUCUAGUGUUUUGAAUCAGAUCUAUUCUGAUAACAGGCCUAUCUGUUCUUUAUUUUUUUUAAUAAUCUUCUUAUAUAUACAUAAACAUCUUGAAGGAUCAGUCAGUUUUUUGGAGUCACUCACAUCGUCCGGACAUCUGCUGAAUCUGUUUGACAAGAAAGGAUUUUAAAGGCAUCCUGCCACAUCUUCAUAAGCAUGAAACAGGCAACAGCCAAAACUGAGAUGAACCGUUUGAACGUCACUAAUGAGGACGACAGCAGCAGCACCAACAGCACUGAAUACCCUUACCCCAAGAAGGUCCCACUGAAUAGCCAAUACUCUGAUAUAGAUGCAGAGAGUCAAAACUUCCUCCCUGAACACAACCUGGGCAAGAAGAAGUAUGAGACAGAAUAUCACCAGGGCAAUGCCUCCUUUGGCAUGUCCGUCUUCAACCUGGGUAACGCCAUCAUGGGCAGUGGCAUUCUGGGUCUGUCCUACGCCAUGGCAAACACUGGCAUCGCCCUAUUUGUGAUUCUGCUUGUGGCUGUUGCCAUCUUCUCAUUGUAUUCUGUCCACUUGCUGUUGAAGACGGCCAAUGAAGGAGGUGCGCUGGUGUACGAGCAGCUGGGUUACAAAGCCUUUGGAAUGCCGGGGAAACUUGCUGCUUCCUGCUCCAUCACCAUGCAGAACAUUGGAGCCAUGUCAAGCUACCUCUACAUUGUCAAGUACGAGCUACCCACCGUCAUUCAAGCCUUUAUGGGAGGCAGCAAUGGAGAAUGGUAUACUAACGGAGACUACCUGGUACUGCUGGUGUCGUUCACCAUUAUCCUUCCUCUCUCACUGCUCAGGAACUUGGGUUACCUUGGUUACACCAGUGGUCUGUCCCUGCUCUGCAUGGUGUUCUUUCUGAUUGUGGUGAUUAUCAAGAAGUUCCAGAUCCCGUGCCCUCUGCAUCUGGAUGAGAACACUGUGAAUGAGUCAUUGAAACUGCUGAACAUGAGCUUGACCAACAGCAACUCCAGCACCUCCGCCGUAGACUACGAUGACAUCUGCACGCCCAAAUACUUUGUCUUCAACUCACAGACUGUCUAUGCAGUUCCCAUCCUGACCUUCGCUUUUGUGUGCCACCCGGCCAUCCUGCCCAUGUAUGAGGAGCUCAAAGACCGUUCCCGCAGAAAGAUGCAGGGUGUUGCCAACGUGUCUUUCCUGGCCAUGUUCAUCAUGUACCUGCUGGCUGCCCUCUUUGGAUAUCUGACCUUCAACAUUCAUGUGGAGGAUGAGCUGCUGCACACCUACUCCAAGUUGUACAAGUUUGAUGUGCUCCUGCUGAUCGUCCGUCUGGCUGUGCUGACCGCUGUCACCCUCACCGUCCCUGUGGUGCUCUUCCCUAUUCGUACCUCUGUCAACCAGCUCCUGUGCGCCUCAAAGGAGUUCAGCUGGGUCCGCCACACCAUCAUCACAGUGAUCCUGCUUGCCUGCACCAACGCCCUGGUCAUCUUUGUCCCAGCCAUCAGGGACAUCUUCGGCUUCAUUGGUUCAUCUGCUGCUGCCAUGCUCAUCUUUAUCCUGCCCUCUGCUUUCUACAUCAAAUUGGUCAAGAAGGAGUCCAUGAAAUCUGUGCAAAAGAUUGGGGCUACCUGCUUCCUGAUUUGCGGAUUCGUGGUCAUGAUCGGCUGUAUGAGCCUCAUCAUCAUGAACUGGGUCCGGAACGCCUCUACUGAAAACGCCAAUGGACACUAAACACCACCUCUCCUGCCGCGGCCUGCCUGAGGAGAGGAGACUCAGCGCUGGACUGCUACAACCGCGCAAACCAACGAAGAUCGAAAUCUAUUGUAAAAGAAGAAAUACACAAGAACUCACUUGAUGCUCAGCUUUUACCUUCUGAGCAAUAGACCAUGCCAUUCCAAGAGAAUGUAUCUGAACUUUGUACAGUAUGCUGUUAUAGGCCACAAAGAUGGUAUUUUACUUGUUUUUUUUCUCUUUUUAUUAUAACUUUUUUCAUUGUCAUUUUUUGCUCGUUUUUACCCUUUAUGUCUUUUUUUGUAGUUACGGUACAGCUGAAAACAAAUAUUUGAAGGUGCCUCAAUCAAAAAUGACAUAGUCCUAGAGUUCAAAAUGCAGCUUACACUCAGGUACGGUUUUAUGUGUUUGCAAGUGUGGCUGUGACCUCAGAGCUCAGCAACAGCAAAUCCUGCUGAGAAAAGAACGCAAAUCUCCCGAAGAUUGACAAGAGGCAACAGACUUGAAAGUUUAUCCUCAAGGACAAUUAAGUUCCUUCCAUUAGUUUUUUUUUCUUUUCCUUUUUUACUUUGCCAAAAAUGUAUUUGUAAAGCAUCUUUGUAUAUUGAAAAGCACUCACUGUUCAGCACACUUGUGAAAAAAAAGACAUUUCAAUUUUCACAGACAAGGCCUACUACACCGCCUAUUCAGUAUUUGUACCAAGGCUUUGUGACCUUGCUUAUAGCGUCAGCUUUCCUUGUAAAACAUAGUGUAAGUCAACAGAACCUGCCUUUUCCAACCCGACACUGGGAGCUGCAGAGUAUCUCAUAAGAGGACUCUUUCGAAAACUGUAUUUACUCUUAAUAACCUGCUGAAGAUCUUGUUGGAAUAGCGUUUGCAGCAACGACACUACUGCUUUGAGACCUGGAGGCCGCCGAGCCCCCAGUUCCACCACCCUAAUGCGGGGGCGGGGGAAACAUAAAUUUUUUUCUUUAUGGGAGAAUACUUUGAAUUUGACCACAUGCAGUGGUUGUAAUAUACCUGUUAAACUUGCAAAAAAACCCUAAAAUGUCAGGUGCGUUAUUGACCACCAACAACCAAACCUGUCAACGUAGAAAGCUGAGAGCCUCUGUCACGAUAUCUUGAGUGUUUUUACGUAUGGUUGCGCAGUUUUCUGCUUUCGAAAUAUGUCACAAUGAAGAACUUGAGAGCUUGAUGUGGACUUAUUUCCCAUCAGGUUGUGAGCCUGUCAUCUGACGGUGCACUGUGCUUCCAACACUAACUUAACACAUCACCAAACUGUUAUUGUCCAUCUAUUUAUGGAAGACCGUGAAAUCAAUGUAAUUUAAUCUAUUUUACUAUAUUUAUAUAAUAUUGUAUGUAUAUAUAUAUGUAUAUAUAUCUAUUGAGUUCAACUGUAUAUAUGCUUUGUUUUGUUUGGACUUUUUUUUUUUUUUUUUUUUUUUACAAUAAUGCAUUGGAGCUGUAAAACAAAAAAAACCCCAAGCUAGUGAAUUUGUAAUAUUGAAUUUCUUCAGAUAAUUAGGAGCUUCAGCUGUUCAUCUCUGUAAAAACUGAUUGAAUUAUCCUACUGUGUUGAUUCUGUGAAAACUGUUACAUUUGGAAGCCACUGAUGCAGCAGCAGUCUUUUGUCCUUUUUGACCCCUGAACACACCCAAAAUCAGCAAAAUGUUCGUUACGCACAUCUUGGUUGGAGAGUACGUCAGCCAUCUCUUGACCUCAGGAGCAAAGAGGGCUUUGCCCGCCAGUGUUACACUCUUGUUUCAAUGAAACACUAUGUAUAUCCUGUAAUUAAUGUCCAAUUAAAAUCAAAAGAU
Messenger RNA from Scomber japonicus (chub mackerel), 3658 nucleotides. It is a transcript of the gene slc38a2, whose product is annotated as solute carrier family 38 member 2. The transcript is spliced from 16 exons. The coding region runs from base 318 to 1841 and encodes 507 amino acids. NCBI's taxonomy places the organism in Eukaryota, Metazoa, Chordata, Actinopteri, Scombriformes, Scombridae. Gene Ontology annotation, biological process: L-glutamine transport; amino acid transmembrane transport. Gene Ontology annotation, molecular function: L-glutamine transmembrane transporter activity. The record is from RefSeq and is a predicted model, not a curated record.